This is a messenger RNA of Astyanax mexicanus (Mexican tetra), 2910 nucleotides long. RefSeq names its product mitogen-activated protein kinase kinase 2b (gene map2k2b). The transcript is spliced from 11 exons. The coding region runs from base 1014 to 2198 and encodes 394 amino acids. Lineage: Eukaryota; Metazoa; Chordata; Actinopteri; Characiformes; Acestrorhamphidae. Gene Ontology annotation, biological process: protein phosphorylation. The record is from RefSeq and is a predicted model, not a curated record. Gene Ontology annotation, molecular function: protein kinase activity; ATP binding.
CCCUGGCAGGAGCUGGCUAAGCUAGCUGUUAGUUAGCUAGGCUAGCUAACAACAUAGCAAACUUAGCUAGCUGCCUUUCUGCUGUACUCUGAGACUCUGCGGGUAUGGUAAACGGCUGAUUUUUAGACCGCGAGGGGCUGGAUGGUAGUAUUUAUUGGUCCUGGGCGUGUUGUCAGGUUUUAAAGGGAUGUUGGGCGGAUUUAGUGAGUGUUUAGUGAGUUAAGCUAACAGAUCGGGAGUUUAGGCGGUUCAUUGGGAAACAGGCAGGCUGGCGUUAGCUGAGGGUUAGCUGGGGGCUGGAUAGAGAUAUAGAGAGAGUAUCUACAGGUGCUUUAGCUGAAGUUAAAGCUCCUACACUGCCAGAACUUAUUUUAUUAGUUAAUUAACAGAUGCUUAAUCUUUGUGGAAGUGAGUUUUUGGGUGAAGUGUUAGCUAGCUAGCUGCUAUGCUGCUGUAUCUUUAGUUUAGAACUGUCUAGGUGAGAUAGAGUUAGUUAGCUAGAUUAAGUAUGCUAAUAUUUAAGCUCUCAAAUGUGUAGGCCUCUCUCUUAAGACUUUAUUAUUUAAGAGAGACCAAGAGUAUAUAGAUAUUUACAGACAUAAUUGUAUUAUUUAGCUAUUUAGCUAAAGUAUCUAGUUAGAUAGAUAUAAAGCUAGCUUGGCUAACUAGUUAGUUAACUGAGCAGCUUGCUAGAUAAAGAAAAGCACCUGUUGGCAAACCUGCCUGAUCUAUUUUAACCUAAAAAAAAAACAGCUAUCCUAAAAAAGUGGCAAUUUAACUAGCUAGUUAGCUAUUACCUAACCUAAUACAUACUACUGAGCUUUCCAAGACUAUCUAAAUAGCUGUUACUGUGUCUUCUACUCUGGAUGGUUGCUUGAGCUCCAUGAUCUUGCUCAUCAAAACUUCAUCAUCAUCAUCCACUACUUCAUCAUCUAAGAGCUCUUGCCCAGAAAAAAAAAUCUAAACUAGCUACUUAGAUAGAUAGUUAGAACAUCUAGUUAGAACAUUAGAACAUGGCACCCAAAAAAAGACCAGGACCCUUGGUCAUAGGUGGCACUGGAGACGCCCAGACCACAGGAUCCAACAUAGGAGCUGCAUCAGAAGCAAACCUAGAGGCCCUUCAGAAGAAACUGGAAGAGCUUGACUUGGACGAGCAGCAGAAGAAGCGUCUGGAGGCCUUCCUCACGCAGAAAGCCAAAGUAGGCGAGCUGAAGGACGAUGAUUUUCAGCGCAUCUGCGAGCUGGGAGCAGGAAACGGUGGCGUGGUUAACAAAGUCUGCCACAAACCCUCUGGGCUGAUCAUGGCCAGAAAGCUGAUCCAUCUGGAGAUCAAGCAAGCAAUCAGGAACCAGAUCAUUAGAGAACUGCAAGUCCUGCACGAGUGCAACUCGCCCUAUAUAGUUGGCUUCUAUGGAGCUUUCUACAGCGAUGGAGAAAUCAGCAUCUGUAUGGAGCACAUGGAUGGAGGCUCAUUGGAUCAGGUACUAAAAGAGGCCCGAAGAAUUCCAGAAGAAAUCCUGGGGAAAGUCAGUAUAGCUGUUUUAAGAGGUCUUGCCUACCUGAGAGAAAAGCACCAGAUCAUGCACAGAGAUGUCAAGCCCUCAAAUAUACUGGUCAACUCAAGAGGGGAGAUCAAGUUAUGUGAUUUUGGAGUGAGUGGCCAGCUCAUCGACUCCAUGGCUAACUCUUUUGUAGGCACAAGGUCUUAUAUGUCGCCGGAGAGAUUGCAGGGCACUCAUUACUCAGUGCAGUCGGAUGUGUGGAGUAUGGGACUGUCUCUGGUGGAGCUUUCUAUUGGCCGCUACCCAAUCCCACCCCCAGACCCCAAGGAGCUGGAGGCCAUUUUUGGGCGGCCAUUGAUGAACAUGGAGGGAGAGACACUAAGCACGUCGCCACGCCCCAGACCUCCAGGCAGGCCUGUCAGCGGACAUGGACCAGCCAUGGCUAUUUUUGAGUUGCUGGAUUACAUAGUCAAUGAGCCUCCACCUAAACUGCCUCAUGGAGUUUUCACUGCAGAUUUCCAGGACUUUGUGACCAAAUGUCUCAUCAAAAAUCCUGCAGAUAGAGCAGAUCUGAAGAUGCUGAUGAACCACACGUUUAUUAAGCGCUCAGAGGUGGAGGAGGUGGACUUUGCAGGCUGGCUGUGUAAAACUAUGGGCUUCAACCAACCCAGCACACCAACCCGGACAGCAGAAUAACUCCUGAAAUGAGAGAAACACGUUCAGUUUUCCCCUCAAACACACACACACACACACACACACACACACACACACAUAUAUAUACACACACACACACACACAAACUUUCUCUCUUAGUUUCUUCUCUCUGUUGUUUGUCAUCAUUUAUCUCGACACAUUUUUGCACACUGUUCUCAUUUUUACAGAGUGAUCUGGAUACACACACACACACACACACACUCCCACAGACACACACACUGCCCGAGUGAAAGGUGAUGAGCAGUUUUAUAUGAGCUGUAUCCUGCUCAUACAAAAAACGUAUACACACCCACACAUACAGAGAGUCACAUCUGAGUAUAUUUUUCACAUCCAUGUUAUAUGCAUGCAGUCACACGUACACACACACACACACAUUAUCGCACAUUAUAUUUCAGGCCUCUCAGGUGAAUCUUUAUAAAUAUAUAUAUUAUAUUAAAUAAGUAAUUGUAUAGAUGUAUGCCUUUAUCUGGGCCUAGAUUAUGUGCUACAGUUAAUAUAUAAAUAUUAUAAAAUACAGUAUAAGGACAAAAUGUUCACCUCAGUCACUGUUGUGUCAGGCGGUCAUGAUGAUUUGAGUCGUUCUUUAGUCUUUCGUUUUUUUUUUCUCUUUUUUUUUGCAGUCGACAUGAACCAGAAACGAUUGUAUGUGGCGUUCAGCCUUUAUCUCAAUAAAAAAAGAAAAGAAGAAAAAAAA